AUGGCCUCAAAGCUAGGGAAAUCCAUGGUGAUUCCCAAGGGUAACGCCAUGGAGCCCCUUGACCCUAGGCAAAUCAAUGAACAUAUUAGUGGCACUCUCGGCGUCAGAUCCAGAGGAAUGGUGAGCAGGGGCCCCGUCGCAGUGGAGAAUGACGUUGGGGUGCCUUCAAUAGCCAGCGUUGCAUCGGCCCAGAUGGUGGGCGACGCUAGUGUAACGUUGGGCGGCCCUAGCUUUAUGGGCGGCGCCAGCUUCGUAGGUGGCUUUGACGUGGCAGCAGAUGGAGGGAGGAGUCGCACCACUGGAGACAUCGAGGUUGGUCUAGUCAAGAUGAGGGUUGAUCCUAAUGGCGCCUUGAGCGUGGGCAUCGCAGGAGAGAAAGGAAGCAUCCAGGGCGUUGAGGCAGUCUUGGCUCCAAGCAACGCCAAUAGGCUGCUAGGGAAAUCCAUGGUGAUUCCCAAGGGUAGUGCCAUGGAGCCCCUUGACCCUAGGCAAAUAGAUGAACAUAUUAGUGGCACUUUCGGCAUCAGAUCCGAAGGAACGAUGAGCAAGGGCCCCGUUGGAGUGGAAAAUGACAUUGGGGCGUCUUCAAAGACCAACGGUGCAUCGGCCCAAAUGGUGGACGACGCCAGCGUAACGUUGGCCGACGCCAGCGUAACGUUGGCCGGCGCCAGCUUCACGGGCGGCUUUGACGUGGCAUCAGACGGAGGGAGGAGUUGCACCACUGACAGCGCCGAGGCUGGUCUGUGGGUUGUUGGGCGAUGCCAGCCAACCAUUAGGCGACGCCCUCAGGGGAGAAAGAGAUGUGGGAGGCACCCAAGGCGCUGGAGGUGGUACCCCCAUGCGCGAGGCAUUGCCCUCCUAAAGCAAGGCUGCAGCGGGCUCUGGACCGGUGGGAGUGGGUCAAGCGAUGUCGGUGGUCAUGAUGGCGGAGAUGCAAGAGACGCUGGGUUGGGCAGCACAAGGAUGCAGGGUGCAAGGAGAGGCGACGCCCUAGGCAUGCUUGGUGGCGCUGAAACUAAGGAGAGCAAGUGUUCUUCUGAACUUUGCGGGAUACAUUCUGAACUUUUCUUUAUAGUUUUCAUGACAUAG
Ilex paraguariensis (yerba mate) is the source of this 1089-nucleotide messenger RNA. The record is from the annotation of a GenBank genome assembly. NCBI's taxonomy places the organism in Eukaryota, Viridiplantae, Streptophyta, Magnoliopsida, Aquifoliales, Aquifoliaceae.